AUGAUCGAUGCAGAGGGCUGCCUGCUUGUCUUCUUCCUCCUCGCCUUGCUGGAGGCUGCUCUUCUGUCUUUCCGUCUCUCCUUCUUCUCCUCCGUCUCUUCCUUCCUCUCUUCCUUCGUCUCUUCCUUCCCCUCUUCCUUCUUCUCUUUCUUCUCUUCCUUCUCUUCUUGUUCAGCCUCGUGUGCGUCUUCCUCUCAAAGCCCUUCGGAUGUUUGCCCUCGCUUCGAGCACACUCUCCCUCCGUCAGAAGAGGAUCCCUCGCCCCGCUCUCUGCGUUUUCCCUCGCUGUCGCUCCCGGCGGGAGAGGGCGAGAGAGAAGCGUACCUGCGUCUCCGCCGGAACUACCUUCUCGUCUAUCUCCUGGCCCAGGCGUCGGAGUGGAUCCAGGGACCCUACAUGUUUGCCUUCUACGCCUCUUCCUGUUCGCUCUCUCUCAACCAAAUAGGCUGGUUGUUUCUGACCGAGUAUGCCUCCACUGGCAUCUUCGGCUGCCUUGUGGGGUGCCUGGCGGACCUCUCCGGGCACCGCCAGGCCUGCCUCGCCUACUGUCUCCUCUGUCUCCUUUCCUGUUCUCUCACACGUGCCUUUCCCUCCUCCUUCGCGCUGCUUCUCCUCGGCCGCCUCCUCGGCGGUAUCGCUUUGAGCGUCUUGGAAACCGCCUUCGAAGCCUGGCUAGUCUCUGCGCAUCUCCGCCGCUGUUUCCCCCUCGCCUGGUUAGAGGAGACGCUCGGCGCAUGCACGCUUUUCAACGGCGUCCUCGCGAUUUUCGUCGGGUUCCUCGCCUCGGCCGUCUGCAAAUCCUUCGGCCUCAAAGCCUGCUUCGACCUCGCCAGCGCCUUCGCAGUUCUCGCUGCAUGCAGUAUCCUCGCGCUGCCGUCUCACGCGCCAGGGGGAACGAAUGCAUCGAAAAGGCGCGCGAGACACAGAGACGACAUGGACGAACCUGCAGCGGGGACAGCAGAGGAAGGCGAGGGAGGCGAGCACGAAGAGAAGGAAGACAGGGAAAAAGGCAGCGAGGAGCACGGCGGACGAGGCGCGCAAGGCCGUGUGAACACAUGGACCGAAGAAGAACGGACGGUUCGUGAGCGCGAGGAGGAAGGAGGCAGAGAAGGCCGAAGAGACAGCGGGAGAAAACCAGUUCCUGGAGAAGACGAGAUUCGUCACAAGGAGCCAGGCGACGGAGCGCCGGAGGUCUCCGCAGGGGCGCGUCGUUCGUCGUUUUCCUCUGUUUGCAUGCUCGGAGAUUGCCAUCCGCAGGAGAAUCGACAGCCGCUCGCCCCGGCGCUCGGGGAAUGUGGACAGGGACGCGCCUGGGAAGAGGCGGGCGGCGAACCGGAAACCGAAGAACGCCACUGGGGUGAAAUCUGGCGUGGGGUCGCGGGGCAUCUCCGGGCGGCGACGGAAGUUAUUCUGAACAACAAAGCCGUGCAAGCUUGCGGAGCGAUCCAGAUUUUCUUCGAGGUUCCCAUGUACAUCUUCUUCGUCACAUGGACGCCUGCACUCGAUCCGCGAAUUGACCACGGGCUCGUAUUCGCGUGUUUCAUGGUGUGUUUGGUCCUCGGAAGCGAACUGUUUCUCCAGUCGUGCCUGCGGGGCAGAGAUCCUCGACUCGCUCUCCGAGACGCGCUGAGUCUCGGCGCUCUCGCCCUCGCCGUGCCGGCUUUCACCACCUCGCACUCGCUUCGCUUCGCCGCCUUCUCCGUCUUCGAGGUGGCGUGUGGCGUGUACUAUCCAUGCAUCGCGACGGUGCGCGCGAAGGUGAUUGAGAACGGAACUCGCGCAGCGGUGGUAAAUCUUUUUCGCCUUCCUCUGAACGCGGCAAUUCUCCUCCUCGGCGGCUGGGGGCUGACGGAAGCGAAUCUCGGCCCACUCUUUGCGUUCUCGGCUGCCUUGGUGGCCGCAGCCGCAGGUUUUUGUGCGCAUCUGAUUAAGGCAGAGAAUGAACCAGCCGCCUCCAGUGGCUGCGCAGUCGACACGGGGCAGUCAAAGGCGUCGGUGGAAAGUUGA
This is a messenger RNA of Neospora caninum, 2007 nucleotides long. RefSeq lists its product as hypothetical. NCBI's taxonomy places the organism in Eukaryota, Apicomplexa, Conoidasida, Eucoccidiorida, Sarcocystidae. The coding region runs from base 1 to 2007 and encodes 668 amino acids. Gene Ontology annotation, cellular component: membrane. The transcript is spliced from 4 exons. Gene Ontology annotation, biological process: molybdate ion transport. The record is from RefSeq and is a predicted model, not a curated record. Gene Ontology annotation, molecular function: molybdate ion transmembrane transporter activity.